Molecule: messenger RNA, 890 nt
Organism: Haliotis rubra (blacklip abalone)
Lineage: Eukaryota; Metazoa; Mollusca; Gastropoda; Lepetellida; Haliotidae
Product: fatty acid-binding protein, adipocyte-like
Exons: 4
Coding region: 99-542 (147 amino acids)
Biological process (GO): fatty acid transport
Cellular component (GO): nucleus; cytosol
Molecular function (GO): fatty acid binding
Source: RefSeq, a predicted model, not a curated record
GGAGGUAACUGCUGUAGAUGUAAGUAUAGGUACAGCGAGGGUCGGGUACACGUUCGUCGGUCUCACAGUAGUGCAAGCUCCACUAUCCUCAACAAAUAAUGGCAGAAUCUCAGUCUAACGCCGACAUCAUUAAGGAAAUCAGGACGAAGUUUGUGGGGAAGUGGAAAAUGGUGGAAUCUAAUAACUUCGAAGCUUUCCUCAAAGAAAUGGAUGCCCCUUUCCUUGCCCGUAAAAUGGUUAGCACCAUGAAGCCAGAUUGUGAAAUCAGCAUCAUUGACGAUCAGGUCCGCAUCUACAUGUCAGCUAUGGUCAAAUCACAAGAAUUCCUCUUCAGAUUCGGGGAAACGUUUGAUCAGGAUAUGCCACACGGUAAAGCCAAGUUGCACCCAACGUUUGUUGAUGGGAAGAUAGUCUUUGAUGUGGACCCUGUUGACUCGAAACACAAGAAGCACAAAAUGAUCCGUGAGAUCAAGGAUGGCAAACUGAUCCUUACACUUGAGGCGGGGAACACAGUCGCAACAAGAAUAUUUGAACGUGCAUAGGGUCGCCGUUGUUGCAAGUGACGAGAGACAAUGUUCAGAUCGCAGUGAUCUGUUUGGCGUACGCAGGACUAUUCGAGAUAUUUAAGACAUUCGCAAAUACCUGUGAAUAUGUUGCAUAGGAAAACCAUACAUUGUUUUCACAGCACUAUGUAUAUAUUUUAUGGACCAGCGUCAUGUUUUGCCAUAUACUUUUGCCACUUACUCGUAAUUUGUUAAACCCUGAAAUAGCAUUUUAAAUAAAUCAGAUGGAGAUUCAACGCACGUUAGUUUUGAUUGUAAUAAGACAAAAUUUCAAAACUAUAUCCUUAUCACCCCCUAUCAUUUUUAAAUAUAGAUUUACCUAACUUG